Drosophila novamexicana is the source of this 2833-nucleotide messenger RNA. It is a transcript of the gene Liprin-beta, whose product is annotated as liprin-beta-2. Gene Ontology annotation, cellular component: presynaptic active zone. Gene Ontology annotation, molecular function: protein binding. Gene Ontology annotation, biological process: neuromuscular junction development. Bases 172 to 2286 code for a protein of 704 amino acids. The record is from RefSeq and is a predicted model, not a curated record. Lineage: Eukaryota; Metazoa; Arthropoda; Insecta; Diptera; Drosophilidae. The transcript has 3 exons.
GGUAAAAGUAUUAUUAAUGCACUAUUGAAGCCCUAAAACGUACAAAAUGGCGUGCUUUCAUUGAUGGUGCUUAUGUAACAAUGCACCAACGCCCAAAAUAAGAAUUUCGUGUUCACAUCGAUCACCGGAUACGGAUUACUGUUAAAGCUUUGCCCACACAUUGUAUGUAUCAUGACGGCCACAGCAACAGAGGCGAGUAAAAUGUUAGAGGCAGCACUGCAGCAGAUGGAUGGCAUAAUAUCGAACUCAGCGACGGCAGCGGUCGGUCAGCCCCAGACUCAGCCGACUACGGCUUCGCUGACUAGCUUCUGUGAGCGUAAUUUAAUUUCUGCAACAAAUGUGCUGUCAACAGCUAAGACAUUGGCUUUGGCGCUGCAACAGGUCGGUUUGGCAGCGCCAGCUCCAGAUCCAGUUACCGCUGCAAUAAUAAGCGAUUGGCUGGAAACGCACAUACCACGCCAGGACUCCGAUGAACGCAUGCGGCGUUUGCAGCGCGACAAGGAAGGAUUGGCGCUACAAUACCAAAUGCUAGCCGAACGCGUUUCUGAGCAAGCAGAUAGAAUAAUUGAAUUGGAGGGCCUGUUGACGGACAAAUCGCAGCAGCUUUGCACCAAAGAAGAGCAGCUGCAGCGCCAAAUGAUUUCGCGAUCUGCGCUAGAAACACAAAAACUGGAAUUGAUGAGUGCCUUAAGUGAGCUAAAGCUGCAUCGAACGGCGCUGGAGUGCGAAAACGAGCUGAAUGCCACCGAUUGCAACAUGCCCUACGGUAGCAUGGGCAAUAUAAAUCAAAAGACCUUCGCGGCAGAUGGUGGCUUAGCACCAAAAACUCCACCCUCAGCCUUACGUCACCAGAUUAAGCCCCAAUUCCAUAGCUUGCCACGGUCCCAUGGCGGCGCCAGUAAGCAGGUACAGCGCUUGCAAGCAAACAAUAACAAUAAUCACACCCUAGACGUGAAUGCAAACAGCAGUGGGAAGCAACGUAAUGUUGCGUUCGCCUCCAACGAACAAAUUCUAAUCGACGAUAGUGUACUAAGCGAUAGUGCUGUCCCACCAGAAGACGCCAUGUCGAUGUACUCUAGUUUUCGAUCCCAAACGCAAUCAACGCCCUCGCCAAAGCUACGCGAGCGUUCUGCGCGCGGUUUGCGCAGCAUUUUAGGCAAACUGCGACGCAGCAAUAGCAGCAACUGCGAGCUGACCGCCCUGGAGCAAGCGGAACCAGAUGAGUUUCGUCGGGGUGGGUCGCGUGCAACUGCAGGCGGCCGCAUAGAAUGGAGCGCACAGACACCAAUGUUUUGCGAUGCCGAUAAGCAUUACAGCAGCUGGAACGCACAGGAAGUGUGCAACUGGUUAGCGCACAUGGGUCUCGGAUGUUAUCAGGACAACUGCAGGAAAUGGCUAAAAGCAGAUCCGUCUGUAUGCUUCUUUACCGCUUCUCCGGUUGAUAUCGAACGUGAACUUCAUCUAAAAUCGGUUCUGCAUCGAAAGAAAAUCAUGUUGGCCAUUGACGACAUCACGAAAAAGGAGUUUGACGAGCUGACGGUCAAGGCUGCAAAACUGGAUGUUGGCUGGGUGCUGCGUUGGCUAGAUGACAUUGGCUUGCCUCAGUACAAGGAUUACUUUCUGCAGGCCAAAGUCGAUGGUCGCAUGUUGCAUCGUUUAACGCUUGAGGAUCUUUCGCAAUUGCAUGUGAGCUCCUGCUUGCACAUCGCGUCGUUGCGAUGUGGCAUUCUAUGCAUGCGUCGCAUGUCCUGGGAUGGCGAAGGCCUGAUUCGUCGUUCAACCAAGGUGGUCGAUCAGAGCGACGAAGCCAAGAGUCCUGACAAGGAAAGCGUUGACUUGUGGACGGCACACCGAGUCAUGGAGUGGCUGAAAACAAUAGAUCUGUCUGAGUAUGCGCCAAAUCUGCGCGGUGCUGGAGUCCAUGGCGCAUUGAUGCUCUAUGAGGAUCGUUUCAACGCCGAUUUGCUAGCUGAUUUACUCUCGAUACCACCGAGUAAAUCUUUGCUUCGUCGCCACUUGGCAAUGCAUUUUAAGGAAUUAGUUGGACGUACAAUUAUACAUAGUAAACGCGAUGCCGAAGCAGCUCCUGGCUAUCUGCCACUCACCAUCACUGCAAAACUGAAGCCACCCAAGCGCUCUCAAUUUACACUCAAGCGUCGCAAGAGUUCAAAGGGACAAAAUGAGAUCGACUGGACGGAUUUAGUAUGCCCAAUGAAUACUGUAGUGCCCGUGCUGUCCACCUCGGAGACGCUUAAAGAUAAUGAUGGUUCGUUGAGCUCCACUUAACCGUUGCGAAAGGGGUUCACAAUCGGAGUCGCGGUUAACAUACUUAUGCGUAAUAAUAUAAUUAUUGUUAAUCUAGUUUUAAGUUCACGCCACAAACUGACCCUGAAGCUGAUCAACUUUACGAUCUAGCCAAAGUCGGACAUACAGACUUACAGCCAAGGAGCUGUAUUUGCAAGAAUUUACCAAGGCUAGCAAUGUGAGCCAACAAUUAAGCAAUUUAUCGUAAAAACCCAACGACCAAUUAAUAACGUAUUAGCAAGGCAGGCUGCUCAAUGCACAACUACCACAUACUACAUACCUUUUUGGAAACUUGCACUUUUUUACUCGUAUAAUUAACAUAAGACGAUUUGAGCAUUAACGUCUUCCAAAGUAUGAAAAACUGAAGUAUUUAAAAGAGCAUACAUAUUAACGACCUGGAAAGCAAUCGAAAGUCUGGCAUAUAGCACAAUAUCCGAGUUUAUUUGUACUAACACUAAGUUAUAUGUUAUUAGCCCGAUAUUUCAAAAGUAUAUAACGCAUUUUUACGGAAGUCAAAUAUUUUGAAUUA